GUGGUAUUAAUUUUAUUGUAAUUCCUUAUUUCAUGCAAUUAACUAUAAUACCUCAAAUUUCUGUUCUUCAUCAUAGUUUGCAUUUGUAAUUGAGCUCUCCGUCCAAUUAUUAUCCGCUCAAUGCACAAAUAAAGUGCAAACAAGAACAUUUCAUUAACUGUUGAGGUUGUGUUGGUCAAUUUUGUUGUGACACAUUAUUGUACCAAAAAAUGUCAAGAAGGGUUAAAUGUGGAUGGUGAAUUCAGUGUUUAGAUUCUACUCAACGUAAAAGCCCAUAAGCAAGACAUUUUAUUAUUGGCUAUAGAAGAACACGGGAAGAAGUUGAUGGAACAAUUUUAUGUCGCUAUUUGCCAUUUCGUCCAUGCGAUUUAAUAUAAAUCAGCUAAAUAAGUUGAACUAUUUAUGAAUGGUGGAUGGAUAAAAGAAGACUGACUUUCUGCAGCAGUAUAUAGCGUAUUUAAUUUAUAAAGGCUAAUCCUUUCAGUUUCACCAGGAACUCUAUAUAAUAACCCAAACUCUUCAAAUUUGUGAUUUUUGCAUGCAAAUUUACGACUGUAAUUGUGUUUGCUGUGAUAUAGUGAAAACAGAAACAAUUGGUGGUGCGAUUGUCUCAGUGUAGAGCUUUGUAUGCACCGGAAGUACUCAAUCUUGGAAACGAUGUCGUUGUUUGAAACCGUUGGCAAUUUGCUUUCCAAAAGAAAGACUAUAUCUAUUACCGACAUAAUAUUAUAAUGAUUUGCAAACAAAAAUAAUAUAAACAUUUCCUGCCCUUCUCGUCUCUUGUUAAUAAUAUGUUACGACGCCUGAUGCUCCACGUCAUUAGUCUGGUCGUGGGAUUACGAAUAAGAACUUUUCCUGCAGAUCAUAGAGCAUGGUGGAUUUUAAUGGACGGAAUCACUUGAGAAUUUGCUCAGUCCACAAUAUGAGCAUUUUGAAAAUGUGUCACCAACUCCGAGUUAUUAAUUUGAGUUUAUAGACUGUGACGCCAUCCGACAUGAUGAUCCUCUUCUGCUCUCUCUAUGUAUCAUCUUCUGGAUAUUGUAUUGAUUUUGUUUCAUCUUUCGCGUACAACUACAAUUUGUUGUUAAUGUGAAAUAAUUGAGAUGCAUUUAGUAUGAUAAGGGCUAAAGGGAUUACCAAAUAUAACGUAAGAAGGAUAUGCCAUAACUUGAGUAAAAUAUUUUGCAGAAAUUAUGGCUGGGCACGUAAGUAUGCGGAGUGGUGGUCGGCGAGCAGCACCAGCUAGGACAGAUAAUUGGACGGAUCGAAAUAGGGGCAGAGGGAUGGUCCGAAAUGAAAGAAGAUCAACAAGGAGUCAAAGUCCAAUCAAAUCCAAGUUGAUGGCGUUAGCAAUGUCUUCCGGGCGAGAGAAAGACAAAGAUGCCAGCGGCAGCAGCAGGAAAAGUGAGGUGGAUAAAUCAUCUCGUCGAGAUCGUCACAACAGCAGGGACAGGUCGACGCAAAAGGGCCGGCUAAGAAUGGACGAAUUGGAUGGUAAUAAACGCACUCCAAAACCUCGGUCUCCCGAACGUCAUAGACCUGAUUCUGGAACAAAGAAAACUGUUUCUUCCUUGGACAAAGUCGUAAAAAAGGCUAGGGAGGAAAGAACUAAUUACUGGGACAAGAAAAUUAUAGCAGCCGAAGAAAAAGAUCCUGAUCGGUGGGGACAUAGUGGUUUUAAAGAACUAUAUCACAGAAAGGAUGGGACAAAAAAAGCUGCUCCACGAAAACAACAGCACUCACGUAGCGGUUCUCAUAGAAGGGGAAUAAAUUCUAUGUCUGGUUCCCUGCGUUGUGAACGGCGUCAGUCGCGUUCCAGGUCAAGAUCUAGGAGUUUUAGCAGAUCUAGGUCUCCAAUUAAGCGGGUGGCAAAGUCAAGGAAAGAUUUUAAAAGUUUUUCAAGAUCUGUGUCGCCACCAAAACUAAAACCAGUUGUGAGCAAAGUAAAACAGCGAUCGGCUACUAAUCAAAAAUCCAAUACCGAAUCCAAACGAGAUUUGGGACGAAAUUCUGCCGAUCAAGGAAAUUCUACUAAAACUAGUGGAAACUUACCCAGGAAAGCUAGGACAAAUCGAAGGUCUUCGUCAUUCUCCUCAUCGGGAUCGUCAGUUUCUCGAUCUCGUUCCAGGAGUUACACACCAGCAAAGCGCUCAACGGGAGCAGGACGACCUAUCUCAAAACUGUCCAAAAGGGUGAAAGCAAAAGUGCACUCAGACUCAUACUCAUCAUCAAACAGUUCUUCCGACGAAGAUGUUUUGCAACUUCAUGCAAAAGAAAAAGUACGAAAUUCUUCAAUCUCAGACAGUGGAUCGUCGUCUUCCAGCAGAAGUCGUAAAGGUGUUGGUAGUGUUUUAAGACGAGGUAGUUCAUCUUCCACAUCCGACAGUCUAUCUAGCAGUGAAAGUGAUGACUCUGAUAUUAGCAUUCGAGCUAAGCCAAGCCAAAAGAUUGUUACCAAGAAGAAGCCUGAUAAAGUCCCAUCUACAUUGUCUACAGCAAAGAAAGCCAGCACGGCUACAAGAGGUAUGAAUGACAGGACCCCAAAACCUGUAGCCUCGACAAAAGUUCCCCCCACGGUCGUCUCUACGAAUACCUUGUUAAGCAAGACAGGAAAACAAAUUAAUAAAAAAAAACCUGUAAAUGAUGCUACCACAAUCGUCAAAUCCAGUAAAUCAUCAAUACCAGAACCAACUUCAAAUACUCAAAAAUUGAAGUCAACUGAAAAGGAGAAAAACUCGAAGAAGGGUACUAAAUCGCCUUCAGAAUCUGGUGAAACUGAGAGUGAAUCGGGUUCGUCUGACUCAGAUUCAGAACCGAGAAUGACUCUUUCCGAACGAUUUGCAAAACUUUCUCAAAUGAGCACAGACAAAAGAGAAAUGGCGAAACCUGUAUUAUCGGUUAAUGAAAUUGAUACAAAGAUGAGGGUGGUUAAAGAUUUUCGAAACCCGGAGGUUCUUUCAAAAGUAUUUGUUGCCAGCGUUGGUAGUGGCUGUGCGGGCGGUGAUGCUGGCGAAACUUCUUCCAGUCGAUUAAAACCAAGAUCUCGCACCCCUCCAGCCAUUUUUGGAGAAUCUCGAAAUAUAUCUCGAAGAGAAAUGUCGGACGAGAGUCAGAAGCAUUUUGAGAGAAUGUAUCGUGACACUCCCAUUGAGAAUCGCCCGUUGGAUUGGUCUGAUGCUAGAGUCAGAUUUGAUUAUUACAAAAAUCGGGGGUGCUUUGAUGAACGACCAAUUACAUUUGACGAAUACAUCAAAUGGGAAGACUGGUACCAUAAAUACAGAGAGUGGCUAGAACAGGAAGCAUACUAUGCUGCACAAACCAGACCUUCUCCAAACUCUGGAAAUAGAAUGCCUUCAUUGUUGAAGGGAGUUGGGGGAUCUCUUGGCCGGCGCAUGGAUCAAAUGCCCAUGGCUGGUCCUCCAUUAUCAAGUCGCUCUCAUUUUGCAAACCCAGUAGGAACAUUGUACUUACAAGGUCAUGAAAGAGUUGGAAGGCGAAUUGAUAGGACCGCGGGGGGUUCAUUGGUAGUUAAUAUUCGACCUGGUGGAUUUCAGACUCGCAAUAGACGGCUUCAGUGAAACAUUUUUGAACAAACUAAACCCUACUAAACCCGACUUCUUGUCUAAUUAUAUUUACAUUUAGACUGACUUCAAGCAUUUUAUGAGACGAGAUGAAACAAAUCCUAUUUGUUUACUUUUCAUAUUAACAUUGUAACCACCUUGCUUUCGUUAGUUAAUGUGGCCCUGCUCGACCAAUUUUUAAUUUAAUACUUUUAAUUAUUAACCUCACUGUAUUAUGAUUGGUGUAGUUUUAUAUAAAUAAAUCUCACUUUCUACGUUA
This is a messenger RNA of Folsomia candida, 3840 nucleotides long. RefSeq names its product serine/arginine repetitive matrix protein 2. The transcript has 9 exons. NCBI's taxonomy places the organism in Eukaryota, Metazoa, Arthropoda, Collembola, Entomobryomorpha, Isotomidae. Bases 1194 to 3578 code for a protein of 794 amino acids. The record is from RefSeq and is a predicted model, not a curated record.